AUGGACUUUAUGUACUAUGUACUUUUGGCACUUAUUUUAUUUCUUUUAUAUAAAAUUAUAGAAACAAAUUGUUGUUUAUCACGAUUGAACUUGGAAAUAAAAGAUGUUGAACUGCAAAGUAAUAGAGAAAGAUCCCGUACUUUACAAGAAGUUCGAAAUGCAACGAAAUUGUCAGAACAAAUAUUAAAAGAAUUAAAAAGCAAAGAAGAAGAAAGAAACACUGAUGAAUCUGCUGACACUGCGGUCGUUCAACGACAGAAUGAAUCCGAAAAACCGACCAAAGUCGUUUAUCGUUCUGUGGGCCCUCAUAAUAAUGAUAACACAUACGUUAAUGUCAAUUUCAAUCUAAACCUUUUGCCGCCAUCAGCUGAUUUUGGCUUUCAAGCAUUUAAGUCCAUCGGUUCAAAUGAACGACUUGAAGCGUUCCCGCUUAAAGCACUUAAAUAUUGA
Molecule: messenger RNA, 450 nt
Organism: Arctia plantaginis
Lineage: Eukaryota; Metazoa; Arthropoda; Insecta; Lepidoptera; Erebidae
Source: the annotation of a GenBank genome assembly